Molecule: messenger RNA, 1101 nt
Organism: Rhizopus microsporus ATCC 52813
Lineage: Eukaryota; Fungi; Mucoromycota; Mucoromycetes; Mucorales; Rhizopodaceae
Exons: 3
Coding region: 146-952 (268 amino acids)
Source: RefSeq, a predicted model, not a curated record
CAAGAACUUCAGGUACGCCAAAAUAAAUCUAGUGCGCAAUUUAUUGUUUAAAUAUAGAAACACUUUUGUUUUUAUAUUCUUUUCUUUCUUUUUCUUUGUUUAAAAUUAUUAUUGUACAUAAUUAUACAUCACACAAUAGACAACUAUGCCACCAUUAGCCUAUAAUAGUUAUGAACGUUACCUGAUAGCAAGACAAGCAGUUGCCGAUUCAGCUGUCAAUAGUCUUACACCAACACAAGAUCAGAAAAUAACACUAAUCAUCAUUGGAGUUUAUACAGCUGCUAUUUUAGUAUUAUGGAAUAUGCCCAUAGCCAAGAUUGUCUUGUCACCAUUUAAAUUGCUUACUGUUGGUCUACAUGAAUUUUCGCAUGCUUUCAUAGGUUGUUUGACCUGUGCUAAAAUAGAGGCAAUUGAAAUAGAUCCAGAUGAAGGAGGUGUCACUCGUAUGAGAGGAGGUAUACCCAUGUGUACAUUACCAGCAGGGUAUCUAGGCUCAUCUCUCAUUGGAGCUGUUCUUGUGGCGUGUGGAUUUAAUAUACUUGCUUCCAAGAUAGCCUCCAUCAUUUUAGGUGUUUGUUUAUUAUUUACUUUAUGGUGGGCUAAGAAUUGGCUGACGCGAGGUAUUGGUCUCUUGUUUAUCGGUGUGAUGGUCUUUCUCUGGUGGCUGGCACACGGCGCAGGGCUAAAGUAUUUUGUAUUAUUUGUUGGUGUGAUGUCAUGUCUUUAUUGUCUGUGGGAUAUUUUGGAUGAUUUGGUGUUUAGAAAAUUGCACGAGUCUGACGCUGCAAAGUUUGCUCAGGUGUGUGGAUCAUGUAUGUCAAGUAGAGUAUGGGGUGUAUUUUGGUUCUUGAUCAGCUUGGUCUUCUUUAUUGCCGGUAUCUUGAUUGGUUUAGUUGCAUUUAAAGAAGAUCAACAAACACAGCAGCAACAAGCACAGGGUUUUGGCUGGUAGAGUCACACAAAGUCUGAUUGUCUUGUUUUCUGAUUAUUUUUGUAAAUACAACUAUAAAGUAAUAAUAACUUAUUCGAGUACAAGGAAAUAAAAUAAGAUGGAUGAUUUCGUCAUCAAUACUUGCAAUCCUGAAUAGAGCCUUAUUGGGA